Messenger RNA from Cladocopium goreaui, 2931 nucleotides. The record is from the annotation of a GenBank genome assembly. Lineage: Eukaryota; Dinophyceae; Suessiales; Symbiodiniaceae.
AUGCAUCGACAUCGCACCAUGUCGAACAUUGACAAGGAACUGGAUACCAAACCUGAAGAGAAUCACCGAUUCCUUGCCCAGCGAGACAAUUUGCUUGAGAAGAAGAAGGCCAACCCAAAGUGCCGGAUCACCGUUGGCAACAAUGACGUCGUGGAGAAGAUCACUGUGCAGGAGGAAACAGUGACCGGCAUGGAGGCCCCCAAAGUCAAGUGGAUGGAGCUCAGCAAAUACGAGAAACGAUUUGGCAAGGCCGACCCGAGCAAAUUGAGAUCUCACAUGAUCAACGGAAAAUUGUUGUCAGGAGUUGACUACAUUGAGGCAGAAGAUGACGGAGUCUACACCUACAUCGACAAGAACCUUGCGAAGGUGUCUAGAAGUACCUUGAUGAACGACCCUGAUCUGACCUUGUCCGCUGAUCAGAAUGACGCCAUCCAUGGGGUUGCUUUGAAAUCAUUGCAGCAGUCGCGCUUUUCAUGUGAUGCAAGCACAGCAGUUGCAGUGCAAAGUAGGCCUGAAGGGAAAAAGAGGUCUGCAGCUGCAGGCCAAACAACCAUGCAACCAGCCAAAAAGGCGAAGGCUUCCCCGAAGCCAAAGGUGAGGGCCAGCGGAAAGGUCCCUGUGACUUGUGACUCUGCUCCUGGUGAUUGCUUUGGCUUAGAACGUUUGGAUUUAACUUCUGACCAAGGGAAAGAAGAUGCUACGCUCAUUGAAGGCUACAUCAACCAGUUCAAGAAGUUGAAGCACCUCGAUGCACCCGGCUGUGAUGAUCAGGCCUUUGGGCCAUGGAGCAAAUCACGCUUGGCAAAGCUUUCAGACCUUAGGGCUGGCCUCAGGGGGAAGGUGAAAUCAUUGAAACGCCGGACUUCUGACUCGACUGAUCUCAAAGCGUCACUUGACGAGAUUGCAGAGAAGAUCGCUGAUCUACAUGGAUUCAUCAAGAAGUUGGCAGGAAGUGGCACCGAAGGUCGAGAACUCUAUGACGAACUUAGCACCCGAAUUCAGGAUGAUGUGGACUACGAACCCUCAGCUGGAGUCUGGAAGCGCUGUAUCCGUGGCAUUGCGUUUGAGGAUUUGAAGACCGCAAACUUUGAGACUUUCUUCAAUGAGACAUCCACUGCUUGCGAGAAACUCGGUGGACAAGAGGGGGGAAACUUUUUUGAGCUUUUGCAGAGUCAAUUGCUUCAGAGAUUGCUGAAAGCGACAACCACUACGUCUGGGAAGUCUACAGCGUUGAACACUUCAUACCUUCAGAAGUUCAUCGACGCGAUGGUAGCUUUCGGACAUCGAUCCGGACAGGCAGAUGCAGAGGCCUAUGAACUGGCUGCUGCCAUCAAGAUCAUGUUGGAUGCUUCUUCCGCACCAUCCAAAAUCAAUGAUGCGAAGGACCUGGUUGUAGGAUCCAAUCAUUGGAUGUCGAAGGCAUUUGCUUUGGACAAUGGCAAGAAAGUCUUGAAAGCCGCCUCCGAGAACGCAGACCGUCGUUCAGAGGCAGAUGAGCUCUUGGUAUGGAUUGACGAAGCCGGUUCUGCAUUGCGAUCGUCCAUCGAAAAUGUCGAGACUGGCCAUCCGUGCCCAGAGAACUUUGGGAAACAGAUUGUCAAAGCUCAUGAAGUGGUUUCCAGCAAGGGUGCCAAGCAGUUGAAAGGUGUUGACAAGGAGAAGGUCUCCCGUCUUUCAGAUCAGGUUUGCUAUGCUGUCAGACUUGUCAUUGAGACAUCGCUCAAGAAUGAGGUCUUCCCAUACUUGACAAAUAUCCAAACAGCUUUGAAGGAUGACAAGAUGUCAGCAUCGAAAUUGCCAAGCAUGUUCUCCGAGUCUUCGCCGGUGUUCGGUAUCCGAAAGACGGUGUAUGUUGCUGCGGUGGAAGCAUUUGUGAACGCUUGUGGUGGGCUGAGCAACACCCUCAAGAAGUUGGAUCAGCUGUCAGAGUUGGAUGCCGUGGCUUCUCAGUCCAUUUUGCAGCAGUGGCAAAAGGACAGCUAUGGCCUGAUCGCCUUGUUUGACCCCGCCAAAGCCGCGAAAUCUUUCAACAUUGGUGCUGAAGCUGCAUUUUACCAGAAGUUCCAUGACCAGCUUGAGAAUGCGAUCAACCAAACUUCCAGCAUCGUGGAAUCUUGUCUAUCAGGAAAUGUUCAUUCAGAAGCGCACAAGCAGAUCAUUGAGGUCAUCCGCUUCAUGUUAGAGGUCUUGAAGUAUGAGGAAACUGUCAAAGAUGGCAAGAAGGACGACACUUCCAUGAACGUUGACAAGUUUACCGAGCAUUUGGAGACGUGUUGCCGUCUCACAAGUGUGAUGGGAGAUGAAGGGAAGAAAAUCAGGCAUGGAAUGAAAGUUCUUGAGUGCGCAGCAAAGUGCAGUUACAACUUUGCCGCAGCAUCUGCUGAGUCAGAGCGUACUUCUGUGGACAAGUUGGUCGAUGAAGCGGAAAUGGAGGCCAUCAAGAUUUGCUACACGGGCUUCUCCCCAACGAAACGAGAGACUGCCAUCAAAGAUUUGGCUUUCCUAUUCCAGACUGUCAAAGAGACUUUGCCUUCCGAGCUUUCCUCAGUUGAGGCAAACAUUGUGACUCUCUUGGAUGGGAUGGUGAAGAAAUCGAAGGACUGUGUGGUCCGUGUGGCUGCUUCUUUGGACACAGCUUUCAAGGCUGCGCAGAAGCGUGGGGACUUUGAAAUCGAGCUGCCAGACGCGAUCAACGGUGUCUCUGACAUGGUCCAGUUGACUUCGCCUGAGUUCCGCAAGAUUGUGGCGGCAACCUUUCCUACCGCCAAAUCCAGUUUGAUGGUUGAAAUUGCCGUCGGCCUUGAAACCAUUGAGUCUUCCGUUGAAACUAUCCAGAAGGAGAUUGGGAUGCCGGUGGAGGAGAUUGCUCCAUGGAUUGCUGAUUGCAAGACUAUGCGAUGUCGCUUCCUUUCAUGGCUGUUUCUGACUUAG